CCGCUCCGUUUGACCGUCGGAUCCCAUCCGUCCGUGAUAUGGAGGCCGCGCCACCGGCGGAGCUCAUCGUCGUCGAGCGCGACCCCACGGGCGUCGCCGUUAUUACCAUCAAUCGGCCCAGCUCUCUCAACUCGCUCACACGCCCGAUGAUGGUAUUGCUCGCCGCCGCCAUCAGGCGGCUCGACGCCGACCCGGCGGUUGGCGCGCUGGUGAUCACCGGGAGGGGCCGGGCCUUCUGCUCCGGCGUCGAUCUCACGGCCGCCGAGGAGGUGUUCAAGGGCGAUGUCAAGGACGUGGACGCCAACCCCGUGGCCCAGAUGGAGCGCUGCCGCAAGCCCAUAAUCGGGGCGGUGAACGGCUUCGCCGUUACCGCCGGUUUCGAGAUCGCCCUCGCCUGCGACAUCCUCGUCGCCGGGAAGGACGCCAAGUUCAUUGACACCCACACCAGGUUUGGAAUAUUUCCAUCGUGGGGCCUUUCACAAAAGCUCCCUCGCAUUAUCGGAAUAAGUAGAGCACGAGAGGUAUCACUUUCUGGCAUGGCCAUAACUGCAGAGAUGGCAGAAAAGUGGGGCCUCGUCAACCAUGUUGUGGACAAUGGUGAGGUGUUAAAGAAAGCGAAAGAAGUUGCACUGGCCAUUUUAAGAAACAACAGGGACAUGGUGUUGAUGUACAAGUCAGUCAUCAAUGAUGGUUUCAAAUUGGAUCUGGGUCAUGCUCUUGCCCUUGAAAAGGAUCGGGCAACCUGUGUAUGUAGCUCUUGUAAUGGCAAGUCCUGGAAUCUCUUUGAACAGAUGCUGAUGCACCUUCAAACUUCACAGGAACAAUCUUAGGACAAAGUGUAGUUUGAUUGACAAAGUGUAGUUUGUUUGUCAAAAUCCCAAUGGCAAAACAAGUCGGCGAACUAGACAUCCCCCAUGGAUCACAAGUCCUUUCUAUCCAUUCCAUGCAUUUGCUCAUGGCUGAUAUUCAUCCUAAUGGGCCUUCCUUUGCACCAACUUUCGGACUUCAUUAAGGCUACAUGACUGAUUCUUUGCCAAUAGAGGAUGAUAAAAUUCUUGCAAUGGAAUUCCAGAACAAUGAACCUUUCUCUUCUGUAUAUAAUCUUGAAAAUAGCAAUCAGGCAGUGCAGCUUGUUAUCUUUUACCAUUUACUUUAAUAGCUUAUCCAGUUAUUUUUCGGUUCCUAAA
Molecule: messenger RNA, 1187 nt
Organism: Musa acuminata AAA Group (dessert banana)
Lineage: Eukaryota; Viridiplantae; Streptophyta; Magnoliopsida; Zingiberales; Musaceae
Product: probable enoyl-CoA hydratase 1, peroxisomal
Exons: 3
Coding region: 39-830 (263 amino acids)
Cellular component (GO): peroxisome
Source: RefSeq, a predicted model, not a curated record